Lottia gigantea (owl limpet) is the source of this 1401-nucleotide messenger RNA. RefSeq lists its product as hypothetical. The record is from RefSeq and is a predicted model, not a curated record. Gene Ontology annotation, cellular component: lysosome. Lineage: Eukaryota; Metazoa; Mollusca; Gastropoda; Lottiidae. The transcript has 8 exons. The coding region runs from base 28 to 1401 and encodes 457 amino acids. Gene Ontology annotation, molecular function: alpha-L-fucosidase activity. Gene Ontology annotation, biological process: fucose metabolic process; glycoside catabolic process.
UAGGAUUUCGCUGGUCAGUUUAGAAUCAUGAAGUGGGAUGUCUUCAAUAUCUGUUUAUUUUUAUUGUCACUAUGCAACGCUGUUAGGUAUGAACCGAACUGGAAAUCCAUAGACUCUAGACCUCUACCUUCUUGGUACGACCAAGGGAAAAUUGGCAUAUUUAUUCACUGGGGAGUCUUUUCUGUGCCAAGUUUUUCAACAGAAUGGUUUUGGUGGCAAUGGAAAGGAAGUCCCCCAGUUCCAGGAGUAGAAGCUUUUAUGAAAGAUAAUUACAAGCCAGGAUUUACUUAUGCUGAUUUUGCACCAGAAUUUACAGCUGAGUUUUAUAAUCCUAAUGAAUGGGCUGAAUUAUUUAAUGCUUCUGGAGCACAGUAUGUUGUGUUGACAACCAAACAUCAUGAAGGAUUUUGUAAUUGGCAUACAAAUUAUUCCUGGAAUUGGAACUCAAUGAGUACUGGACCUAACAGAGAUUUAGUUGGUGAUUUAGCCGAUGCUAUAAGAAAAUAUACAGAUAUGCGAUUUGGAGUUUAUCAUUCAUUAUUUGAAUGGUUUAACCCCCUGUAUUUACAAGAUCAAGCUAAUAAUUAUCAGACCCAAAAAUUUGUAGAGAGUAAAACACUACCAGAACUGUAUGAAUUAGUCAAUACCUAUAAACCUGAUUUAAUUUGGUCUGAUGGAGAUUGGAUGGUCUCCUCUGAUUAUUGGAAUGCUACACAAUUUCUAGCUUGGCUUUAUAAUGAUAGUCCAGUUAAAGACUAUAUCAUAGUGAAUGAUAGAUGGGGUAAUGAUUCUAGAUGUAAACAUGGUGGAUUUUUAGAUUGUUCUGAUAGUUUUGAUCCAGGAACCUUGCAGAAGAGAAAAUGGGAGAAUUGUAUGCAUCUAGAUAAAUAUUCCUGGGGAUAUAGACGUAAUAUGAAGAUAGAUGAUGUUUUAAGUAUGGUAGAUUUAUUAUCAGAAAUGAUGGAAACAAUUAGUUGUGGAGGUAAUAUUUUGAUAAAUAUUGGCCCAACUAAAUCAGGGGAAAUAAUACCAGUAUUUCAAGAAAGAUUAAGAUCUAUGGGAGAUUGGCUGAAGGUGAAUGGUGAAGCUAUCUAUGGCAGUGUACCAUGGUCACAUCAGAACGACACUGUAACACGUGGAAUAUGGUAUACAUCAAAGAAAGGACCUGAAGGUAGAAUAGUCUAUGCAAGUAUAUCAAGCUGGCCAGAGAAAGAUCAGCUGUUUCUUGGAGCACCAAAACCAACUGCUUCAACUAAAGUUACCUUGUUAGGAUAUCCUCAACAAUUUGAAUUUAAGCCUGGUCCUUCGGGAGGGAUCACACUGUCUAUACCUGUCAUUUCAAUAUUUGAUAUGCCUUGUCAAUGGGUUUGGAUAUUUAAAAUGGAAGGUUUAAAAAACUAG